AGACGUUCGUAGUAAUUCGAACGUGUGUCAUACGUUAUAUUAUAUUACGAUGUGAAUGUUUUUGCUCAUUCGACAGGCGACGAGAUUCUAGGUAUUGCCCGCAGCUGCGUUGAAAUUUAAAACCCUGCGGCGGCUGCAAAAAUUAUACAAGUGGGUGGGGAUAUUAUAUACGUGAAAAAGUCGAACGUGAUAGAACUUGUUUUGAUUAUCAUCUUAUCACUGGCUCGGUGUGCUUUGUUGUGCUUAGUGCGCGAUCGUGGCUAGGUCGCGGAUUUUUUGAAAUUGAUUAUAAAAUCUCUCGUCGAAAUAAUAUUCCUGCUGCAGCCGAAUCAGGAGAUAAAUCGGAGCGGUUUGGGCGCAUAAAUUCGCCGACAUCCCUAACCUUCUAUAUUUUGCUAAAUUAACGAACCUCGCGCAAUACGUUAUCCUGAUUUUCGGAGUGUGUUUGUUGUCGUUCGUCCAUCUCCUGUCGUUGUUUGCUGUGCGCGAGGAAGAUGUCCAAAGUCAAGGACCUCGAGAUUCGAGGCAUCAGAAAUUUCGGCGAUGAGACGUCGAAAAAUCGCAUCCACUUCUCGACGCCGCUCACCCUGAUCCUCGGCCCGAACGGCACCGGCAAAACGACCAUCAUCGAGGCCCUCAAGUAUGUCACCUCCGGGGAAUAUCCGCCGGACUCGGAACGCGGCAAGGCCUUCGUUCACGAGCCCAAGCUGACCUCGACUCACUCGGUACGCGGUCAAGUUAAAGCCAAAAUCAUUGACAAGCAUGGCAAUGAAAUAAUUGUUGUCAGGACGUGUCAAGUGUCAAGAAUAAAAAGUGGCACCUUAAAAUUUCAAGCGCUGGACAACACAUUAAAACGGUUCAAUCCAAAAACUCAACAGGAAGCUACUAUAACUAGCAGAUGCGCAGAUAUCGACAGAGAAAUGCUGAAUGCUAUGGGUGUUUCCAAACCAAUCCUCAACUAUGUCAUAUUUUGCCAUCAGGAAGAAUCAAAUUGGCCACUCGAAGAUGGUAAAAAAUUGAAGGAGAGAUUCGAUGAAAUUUUUGAUACUUCUAAAUACAAUAAGGCAAUGGAAGCUGCUACAAAAUUAAUUAAGGAUUCAACUGGCAAGCUAAAUACAUUGAGAGAAAGAGAAAAGGGUUUAGCUAAAAUUGUUGAAGAAGUCAAAGAUAAAGAAGAACAUUUGAGAAAUUGUCAAACGAGAGAGGAAGAGGCAACGCAAAAAAUAAAAGAUAUUGAAGACAAAAUCAAACCUAUCGAUGAGCAAAUGAUUGAUUUUCUUGAUGUUCAAAAAGAACAUAAAAAAAUAGAAGAAAAAUUAAGAAUGGUUGAAAGUAAUUACAAAAUGUCCAAAAAUUAUAUUGAGAACUUAAAACAACAUAUUAAACAUAUACAUAAAGGAACCCUAGAGGAAUUAAUUUCAAAAAUUGAAACGUUUGAUACAAAUCUUACUCAGAAAAAGGAUGAACAGAACAUAUAUAUUGAGGAACUUGAAACUUUGGAUCGAAAUGAACGCAAAAUAAAAAAUAAGCUUGAUGAUGCUAGAACUCAAUUAGGUGCCUUAAAACAAAAGCAAAUAGAAUAUCAUGAAAAAGUUGGUAAAAGAAAUGAAUUGUUAUCCAAAGCUCUGGAUACUUGGGAAAUAACACAUGAUUCAGAAUUCUCUGAAACAGAGGUAACAAGUAAUAUGAAUCUUAUAAAAAACAAAUUGGAUGAAUUCAAAUUAUCCAUGAAGGAUAAACUUAAAGAAAAUGAACAAGAAGAGAGAUAUUUGCAAAGUGUAGUUGAUGAGUCAAGAGCUCAUAAAACAGGAAUUGAGUCUGAAAUAUCAUUAAAGCAGAAAGAAAAAGAAGAAAUUAAACACGAAAUCAAUGAAUGUAGAAAAAAGAUUAAAGAGACAGGUGAAGCUGGGACUAAAUUAAGUAUAUUUGAGUCUAAUUUGCAAACUGCCACACAGCAGUAUGAGAAUUUGUUAAAAGAUUUCAAUGAGGAAUCUUUAAAAGAAGAGUUACAAAAGUACAACAAACAAAGAAAAGAAUAUGACAGUCGCAUUACACUAUUAGAUCAAGAAAUUAAUUCUUUACAUAAAUUAAGUUCAAUGCAAGCAGAAUUGGAAUUACAUCAGAAUCAAUUGAAAGAUAAGGAAGUUGAAAUUUCAGCUCUGAAAAAAAAACAUUCCAAUAACCUGAUGGUAUUUUUUGGAUCUGAAACAGUUCCAGAAAAACAAUUAAAAAAGCACAUUGAAAAAAUACAUUCUUCUUUGUUAAAAGAAAAAAAUGAAUUAUCAAAAGAGAUUGAUAAUAAACAGCAAAAACUGACAAGUUUAAUUACUACACAAAAGCAUAAAGAUGCUGAAUUGGAAAAGGCCAUUUCUGAACUCAACGAAAAUGAGAUGAAAGUUUCAGAAAAGUGUGAUGGACAAGAUUAUGAUGAAAUUUUAUUACUUCAAGAAAGAAAAGUAAAAUCUCUUCAAGACCAAAGAGGCAUUUACGCAAAUCAAAAAUUAAUGUAUGAAGAAUUUUUGAAGAAAAUGAAGAAAAAAACAUGUUGUCCACUGUGUGAUAGAGGGUUGGGCAGUGCAGAAGAAAAACAAUUGGAACAAAAAAUGCUUGCAGAAAUCAAAAAAAGUCCUCAGAGCUUGAAGCAAUGUGAAGCUGAAUUAAAACAAGAACAAGCUCAUUAUGAUGCUUUACAACAACUCAAACCAGUAACGGAAGAAAUUAAUAAAAUGCAAAGAAUUAAAAUUCCACAAAUGAGAUCUCAAUUAAGUAAAACAAAGAGCGAAAUUCAGAAAUUAGACUCAGAUCUUGAAAAUUUGAAAAUUUUGAUAUCAGAACCAGAAAAUAAACUAGAGGUCUAUAAAAGCAUGUACAGUGAUGUAACAUUAUUAGAUAAUCAUCUUGCUGAACUGGAUAAAUUAAACAGUCUUAUUGAUGAAAAAAAAGAUUCAAUGUCAAAAGCAGGUAAAAUUGGUGAUAGAAGUAUGCAAGAAGUUCAGAACGAGCGUCAAGCUUUAAAGAAAAGGUUUAGCACUGUGGAAACAAAAGCUGAGGAAAUCCAGUCCAAAAUACAAAUUGGUCAAGAGAAAGUUCAAAAGGCUAGGGAGCAAAAAAAUAAGCUCAAUGAAGAAAUCAUCAGAGUAAAACAAGAUAUGCAAGCGCUCAAUCAAAUAAAAGCAAAAGUUAAAGAUUUAUACACUAAAGAAACAUCUCUUGAAGAAUCUUUAAAAGUGUUGCGAUCAAAUUUUGUCAAAGCUGAAGAAGAUUUGUCACUGAAAGUUGAUGAAUUAUCUAGUUUAAAGAAAAAAAAUCGGGAAGAGCAAGAUAAAGAUAUGAAUUUUAAAUCAACAAUCAACACGGUUUAUCACGAGUUAGAAAUUGUUCAAGAAGAAGUAAAAAAAUUUAUAAAAAACAAAGUAGAAGAAAGUUUAGAAAAUGUUGAAUCUAUUGUUAAAAAAUUGUCAACUGAAUCGGAAAAACUGAAAGAAUCUCGAGAAAGUUUAGAAGAAAAGGUCAGGUUUUUGAAGGAAUUGUGUAUGUCUGAAGAAUCUGGUAAAAGAGAUCUUGAAAAUAAUUUAGAUCUUUUGAAAAAACAAGAAAAAAUGGAAGAAUUGAAAAAAGAUUACAAUGAACUUCAAGAUGAAUUGGAAGAAUUGAAAUAUGAGCAACGCAAGAAAAAGUAUAAUGCUUUGUAUGAAGAAAAAGAAAUUUUGGAAAAAGAGAUAAGUACUAAACAAGGAUCUUUAAUAGAAUUGGAUAAAACUAUCAAGGAAAUAAAAAGAUCACUGAAUAAAGAGGACUAUAGAAUGGCACGAAAAAAUUAUAAAGCGUUGACUUUAGAAUUACAAGUACGAGAAGAAGCUAUUGCGAAUUUAAAAAGUUUCACUCAGGUCUUGGACGGAGCCAUGAUCAAAUUUCACGAGGAACGAAUGGCUACUGUUAAUACAAUGAUGAAAAAACUCUGGACUCAUGUUUACGGUGGAAACGAUACCACAUCCAUUCAAAUUCGCGUUCAAAAAACCGAGGGAAUCGGCGACAAGAAGAGAUCUUAUAAUUACAAGUUGGUCCAAAUUAAGCACUCGAAAGAAAUGGACAUGAAAGGAAAGUGCAGUGCCGGUCAGAAAGUUUUGGCGUCGAUUAUCAUUCGUAUGGCCCUGGCGGAAACGUUUUGCGCUGAAUGCUCUGUCUUGGCGUUGGACGAACCCACAACAAAUCUUGAUGAUGAGAAUGCCACAAACUUGGCCGUGACAUUAUCCAAAGUUAUUCAACAUCGCGCUCAACAUUCCAAAAAUUUCCAGCUUAUAGUUAUUAGUCACGAUGAAAAAUUCAUCGGCCAUUUGUCGAAUUUGAGUGGAAAGCAAAUGUUCCAUGAACUCUACCGCAAUAUCGAUGGUUACAGUCUUGUACGUCGCAGAGAUAUGACUGAUUUCAGACAACAUUCUCAAACUCAAGCGAGUGCUACCUACGGAGGUGACCCCGAUUUCACCGAAGACGAAGAAGAUGACAAUCAAGAGCCAAAUACCAUCAAAAAAGAAAUUAUGAUAAAUUCAGACGAAGAGGACAUCAAUGCAAAACUCAUGAGUAAUAGAGCUAGAGUCGCGGCAGCGCCAGCCAAAAAAGCACCCGCUCGACAACCAGUUGCUAAGAAGGCGCCUGCAAGAACGACGGCAGCGGCGAAAAAACAACCUGCCAAAACAAUGCCCACGAGACAAUUGGAUAUAUCGUCGUUCAGAAGACCAUCAACUCAAUCUCAAGUGCCUACGCAAAUUAGCGAUGACGACGACGACGACGACGAUUCGCCGCCGAGAGCAGGAGUCAGUAGGCAAGUUCGACGUCCUACUCAAUGUUUGCCCGACUCCGAAGAGCAGAUGAGUGCGAAGAGCAGCAAACAAAUAACGAGAAAACGAAGUGUAAUCGACGAUUCUCCGCCGAGAAAAACCGGCAAACAGGUGAAGAAGCACGCCCUCGAUUUGCUCGACGAUUCUCCACCCAGGUCGACCAGACAGUCGAAAAAACGCGAAUUCACGCGCUUGGAUGAUUCUCCACCGACCCAGAGGCAAACUUUGGACGAUCUCGACGAUUCUCCGCCAAAAGCUCAAUCGAGAAAGCGUAAUCUCGACCUGGAUUCUCCGCCGAGCAGCUCCCACAAGAAGCGAGCUUUCUUCUAAUAAUCAAACUUUAAUCGCUAUACGUUAUUAAAUCAUCGUGUUAUAAGAUGAUAGUUUAAAAUAUGCUGAGCAUAUUGUUUCACAGAUAUAAUUAAUGUUUGCAUUAAGUAUUAAGCACUAGUAUUUUUUUCUCUCAUACAAAGAUUAACGUCACUGCGUAACUGCUAAGUGAAGUGUGCUUACUUACAAGCGCGUUGUGAUUAAUUGUUGAAAAGUUUCAUACCUUAACGUGGAUUCGUAUCAUUUUAAUAGCUUUUAUCUCAAUUAAGUGUGCUCGUUUUGUUGAAAUUAUUUUUGUACGCCACCUUCGUGAAAUACACUUUCAAAUAAAAUGUAUUUUUUUUUACUUCUGCAA
Trichogramma pretiosum is the source of this 5520-nucleotide messenger RNA. RefSeq names its product DNA repair protein RAD50 (gene rad50). The coding region runs from base 495 to 5165 and encodes 1556 amino acids. Gene Ontology annotation, cellular component: condensed nuclear chromosome; Mre11 complex; nucleus. Gene Ontology annotation, biological process: telomere maintenance via telomerase; double-strand break repair; chromosome organization involved in meiotic cell cycle. The transcript is spliced from 16 exons. Gene Ontology annotation, molecular function: ATP hydrolysis activity; G-quadruplex DNA binding; double-stranded telomeric DNA binding. Lineage: Eukaryota; Metazoa; Arthropoda; Insecta; Hymenoptera; Trichogrammatidae. The record is from RefSeq and is a predicted model, not a curated record.